Molecule: messenger RNA, 1593 nt
Organism: Helobdella robusta
Lineage: Eukaryota; Metazoa; Annelida; Clitellata; Rhynchobdellida; Glossiphoniidae
Exons: 3
Coding region: 1-1593 (530 amino acids)
Source: RefSeq, a predicted model, not a curated record
AUGGCUCCGGUUUUACACAAAUGCACUUUUUGUUUCAACCGCUAUAAAUUAAGACCGGACGGGAAAUUACACCGGCACGGAGGGAAAGAGAAGGGUCAAGAAUGCCCUGGGUCUAUGAAAGCGGUCGACCAACCAUCGGCCGGGUCUACAAGACCUUCGGGUUUGGCUCCCCGCGCUGCACCUGUCAACGAGGGUCGCAAAGCCGCACGUACAUCAGCUUCGGUCACGGAGGCUCCCAUGGGAACUGACCUUAACGCUUUUUUUGACAGACUGACGGCCGCCUUGAGAAAAACCCCGGUUAUUGAUCAUGUGCCGAAACCAUGUAGGGAAAAAGUAAUAAAAGAAUUGAUGUCCCUCAUGGCGGCAAUUUGUAAUGAACCUUGCGACCCAACUCACUGGUACAGGCUCCAUUGUUUUUUCCCAUAUAUCCUCAAAAAGCCUGCCAGAGGGGGUCGAAGAUUCAACCAGGGUAAUCAUGUUAACAAACGAUUGGCAGAUUACUCUACAUUGGAGGUUGAGUCUAUUGCGGCUGGCUUUGAAAUCGACAAUACAAUAAAGCCACGAAAAAACAAUCCAAACAGUUGGAUUCAAACCGCAAUCGCCCGCAUAGAACAGGGCAAUCUUUCGGCGGCUGUCAGGCUUGUUUGCUCUCCCGAGGGUCUGGCGGGGGACUCGCCUGAGACAUUGGUUAGACUCAACGCCAUCCACCCCAGGUCACCAUCGGACAGGCGAGUCUUUCCUGCACCGGAAACCGUAAAUGGUUGCGUUUCACCCACCCAGGUGUUGUCAGCCCUGAAGUCAUUUAGGAAUGGUUCGUCUGGAGGCCUUGACUGCCUAAGGCUCCAGCACAUUAAAGAUUUAAUUUCAGGCCCACUGCCCAUUGACGAGUUUGUAAGCUCCCUAACACAGUUUAUAAAUAUAAUUUUAUCUGGCGCGUGCCCAUCCGCCGCCAGCCGUUUCUUUUUCGGGGAGCUGAAAUUCGCCCUCGACCGAGUGUCUCAUCUUCCGGUCCACGACGCGCUGACCAUCGUCCGCAACGCCCUUAGUUUGCCUAGAUUGAUGUAUUUCCUUCGUACAUCCUUCUCGGUUGAUGUAUCCAUUUUGGGCGGAUUCGAUGGCGCCCUGAGGUCAGCUUUGUCAGCCCUAUGCAAUGCUUCAAUACCCGUUCUUAAAGAGCCCUCGGGAUUUCCGCGUUGGAUGGAAACGUCCGGAUGGCUGCACGUUGAUUCCUUGGAGAGCCGUAGAUGCCUGGCGUGGGACGUAACCGUUCCGGGCACAUUAGCGGAACGGUACGUGCACUUAACCAGCAAAGAAAGUGGUUUGGCCGCAACCAGGGCAUCGGAUGAAAAGUUUAAAAAAUAUGAAGGUGCCCUGCCCUCGAUGGAUUUUUUACCUGUUUGCAUCGAGGUUCUUGGCCCGAUGGACAACAACACUUCAAUAUUUUUUAAAAAGAUUUGCAAAAUGAUAAGUGGCAGGUCUGGCGACAGCAGAGAGCUAUUUUUCGCCAUGAAUCAUAUAUCUUGUUUGCUGCAAAGGUUUUUGCGCGUCUGUGUUACCGAAAAUGUUCAAUUAAACGCCGACGUGAGCGAAUAA